GCCCACUAGCAAAUCCUUCACAACCAUUUUGGUUUAUGUGGAUGACAUAAUUGUGUCUGGAGAUUGUAUUGAUACCAUCAAUAAUCUCAAGGUGGCAAGGACUAAACAUGGCAUACAUAUAUGUCAAAGAAAAUAUGCUUUAGACAUCUUGAGGGAUUCAAAAACCAUUGGUUCAGCCCCAGCUAGAAUUCCCCUUGAUCAAAAUACAAAGCUCAGUAAAGAUGAAGGAGAAUUGCUCAAAGAUCCAUCAUUGUACAGAAGGUUAAUUGGAAGACUUCUUUAUCUGACAAUUACUAGGCCUGAUCUUGCGUAUUCAAUCCAGUUGUUAAGUCAAUUCAUGAAUAAUCCCAGAAUUCCACAUUUACAUGCAGCCCAUAAAGUGCUACGAUACAUCAAAAGGGCACCUGGACAAGGUUUGUUCUAUCCUACAAAUUCAAAGUUGCAAUUAGAAGGCUAUUGUGAUUCGGACUGGGGUGCCUGUUUGGAUACCAGAAGGUCCAUUACAUGUUACUGUGUAUUCAUUAGGAAUGCAUUAAUAUCAUGGAAGUCAAAGAAGCAUCAUGUUGUGUCUCGUUCUUCUAUAGAGGCAGAGUAUAGAGCAAUGGCAAACCUUUGCUGUGAAUUAACUUGGCUUAGGUUCUUAUUUAAGGACUUACAGAUUGAUCAUCCACAAGCAGCGGUUCUACAUUGUGAUAAUAAAGUUGCAAUCUAUAUAGCUACAAAUUCGAUUUUUCAUAAAAGAACCAAGCACAUAGAGCUUGAUUGCCAUCUUAUUCGAGAUAAGAUACAAGAUGGUAGUAUUAUCACCCGACAUGUACCAAGUACAGCACAAAUUGCAGACAUUUUAACUAAGGCCUUAAAUUCUCAAAGUUUUUAUUAUUGUGUGUCCAAGAUGGGAGUAAUGGAUAUAUACUCUCCAUCUUGCAGGGGACUGUUAAAGAUUGAGGAUGAUUCAGUUGCAACGUUGCCAAGAAACAAGCCAUGUGAACUUACUGGGACAAUUCAGUUAGAAAGUUGGCAGGAGACAAAACCAUAUGAAUUUUGUAGCAAAGGAACAGAAGAAUG
Olea europaea var. sylvestris is the source of this 1065-nucleotide messenger RNA. RefSeq lists its product as uncharacterized. NCBI's taxonomy places the organism in Eukaryota, Viridiplantae, Streptophyta, Magnoliopsida, Lamiales, Oleaceae. The record is from RefSeq and is a predicted model, not a curated record. The annotation marks the transcript as partial. The transcript is spliced from 2 exons.